UACAAGUAAAAGGCAAGGCUCUAACCUCUUCUAUCCUGUAGUGUGUUCACACUUUCUUGAAAAGCCAACAUCAAUAGAGGAUUUUCCUUACUUCUGUGCCUCUUGUUUCAACUCUUUUUCCUUUUUCAUAUGUUCACCUUGCUUCAAUCUCCACUCCACCAAAUGAAUGAAACUAAUAUUAUCAGCAACUCCAAGAAAAGGCAAAGAAAAGAUGACAAGCAAGAAGAAAAUGAUAGUGAUGCCAGCAAUUCAUUUGGGCAAGAUGGCAGCAGAAAGAAGAAGAAAACCUUGAAGGGUUUCAUCACAUCAUUGAUAUUGCUAGAACAACAAGAGAAGAGUGAUCAAGAAGAGCAAAACCAUGCUUCAAAUGAAGAGAAAAUACUGUUCGAGGCAAACCACAAGAAAAGGAUUAAAACAAUGGUUGAAUACUACGGCAAUAUUCAAGAUGACCACGUAGAAAUUCAAGAAACAGAAAGAAACAAGCGCAAGAAGUCAAGGGCAGUAGCUGGUGCUGCGGCUGUUUCUGCUGCCUCUACUGGGGUUGCUGCUAUUAAAGGAAUUAAAGACGCAAAGCACGGUGGUGGUGCUGGUGGUCAACAAAGACGUUUGUGGGUGAAAGAUAGAGAUAAAGAAUGGUGGGACGAUUGUAAUAGAUCAGAUUAUCCAGAGGAAGAAUUCAAGAAAGCUUUUAGAAUGAGUAAGUCUACUUUUGACUCGAUAUGUGAGGAGUUAAAUUCAGUUAUAGCUAAAGAAGAUACUACUUUGCGUAAUGCUAUUCCUGUUAGGCAAAGAGUUGCUGUCUGUAUUUGGAGAUUGGCUACUGGUGAACCUCUUAGACUUGUGUCAAAGAGGUUUGGUUUAGGUAUUUCUACUUGCCAUAAAUUAGUUCUUGAAGUAUGUUCAGCUAUAAGGAAUGUUUUAAUGCCCAAGUAUUUGCAAUGGCCUGAUGAGGAUAAUUUGAGGAAGACAAAAAAUGAAUUUGAAUCUAUUUCUGGGAUACCUAAUGUUGUGGGGUCUAUGUAUACUACUCAUAUAUCUAUCAUAGCUCCAAAGAUUAGUGUUGCCGCUUAUUUUAAUAAGAGGCAUACAGAGAGGAAUCAGAAAACAUCCUACUCAAUUACUGUUCAAGGCGUUGUUGAUCCAAAAGGGGUGUUUACUGAUGUGUGUAUUGGUUGGCCUGGUUCAAUGCCUGAUGAUCAGGUGUUGGAAAAGUCUGCUUUAUUCCAAAGGGCUAAUGGAGGCCUUUUGAAGGAUGUUUGGCUUGUUGGGACUUCAGGUUACCCAUUAAUGGAUUGGGUUUUGGUGCCGUAUACACAGCAGAAUUUGACAUGGACUCAGCAUGCUUUUAAUGAGAAGAUUGGGGAGAUUCAAUCGGUUGCUAAGGAUGCCUUUGCAAGGUUGAAAGGGAGGUGGAGUUGCUUGCAGAAAAGAACAGAGGUGAAACUACAAGACUUGCCGGUGGUUCUCGGGGCAUGCUGUGUGUUGCAUAAUAUUUGUGAAAUGCAAAAUGAGGAAAUGGAUCCAGAGCUGAGGAUGGAACUUGUUGAUGAUGAGAUGGUACCUGAGGUUGCUUUGAGAUCAGCAAGUUCAAUGAAGGCUAGGGAUGCUAUUGCUCAUAAUCUUCUGCACCAUUGCCAUGCGGGCACGAGUUUUCUAUAGCUAACGAGGUGCAUUUUGUUCCUGCAUAUUUUAAUUCUUUUUUCUCUGUUGUAGUUGUAUUGUAUAAUUGCACCUUUGCAGCAUUUUUAUUCAUCGCAAUUUGUGGGAGGGGCUAUAUCAAAGGUUUCUAUUCUGCUUCCACAAAUUUAGACGAUGAUACCCGUUUAUAGGUUUAAGUUAUAGACAUAGAUGAUAGAUCAAAGUGACAUUCUGUAAUUUAGUUUCCAUACUUGAAUUGAAAAUAAAAUAUGAAUGAAAUUAAGCAGUGGCUAUUCUUUUAA
This is a messenger RNA of Populus nigra (black poplar), 1940 nucleotides long. Its product is annotated as protein ALP1-like. The coding region runs from base 130 to 1659 and encodes 509 amino acids. The transcript has a single exon. NCBI's taxonomy places the organism in Eukaryota, Viridiplantae, Streptophyta, Magnoliopsida, Malpighiales, Salicaceae. The record is from RefSeq and is a predicted model, not a curated record.